ACUUUCAUCUUUCACGAUCACCUCCAUGCUGCACUCCCCAGCCUCGACAAACGUCAGCCUGCCCACCCAGAGCUUCUGGUCAAAAUUCAAGGGCGGCUCGGGCCCAAAGAAGGAGUCUGACAUGCGCCAACCACAGACUCCCAACAUGGCCCUGACCAGACAACGACUGCUCACCCUCGUCUACGGGGAUAUGGAGACCGUCAGGAUGCUGCCCACAACAUACGCCGAACUCGAUGCCUUGGCCAGAGAUUGGAUCAAACCCCCUCCGGACGCUAUCUUCAGUCUCCGAGUACCCAUCGACUAUGUCCAUAUUCAGACCGCCCGUCUUGUAUCCGGAGACUUUGUAUACUUGACCGGUGAAGACUCGUACCAGAUUGCCAGCUUUGGCGUUCCCGGUCUACGAGUCGAAAUCGUCAGCGAUGGUCCCCCGCCACCCGAUGAACCUCCGACACCACCCCCGCCGCCGGUGCUGGAGAUGCCUGCUACUUUUAACCUUGAGCUUGUACCAGGUCAGCACGUAGCCCUCGACACGACCGUCUCCUCGGACGAACUCGACAUGGCACGGAUGGAAGACGGAACGACGGUCGACGGUAUAUUCUGGGGAAAACUCGACAUCGUACACGACGGCGACAAACACUCCAUGGAAUUCAGCGGGACACGGAUCCAAGCAGACGAGUACAUGCCUGAUCUCAUGGUCGACUCACGAGUCAUCACGAAGCUCGCCGUCGCCGCGAAACCGGCAACGGCGAAGUGUCGACUGAGUCUGCUCGCGCCGGCGGUGCAGUAUGUCGAUGUCACGCUGACGUGUUCGGAUAUGUGGAAGAUGGGGGUUACGUGGCCGCCUGCGGAGAUAUUGGAGGAUGGGAAGGUGAAGUAUUUCUUGAGGGUUCAUCCAGGAGGUGGAUUCGAGCAUUUCGAGACGGAGAUGGUCGCCACUUCUAUAUAUUAUGAAGCGAUGCCUGAGCCAUCGAUGGUUGUUCCCGAAGAAUUUGUAGCACCACGGAGCAGCUUUGCCAUGUCCUUCAGGGACUUCAUCCCCCAUCUCAUGAACGUACUAGACCAGCUCGGCUUGUCCGUCCACGCACGAACCGACUUCAUCAACACCCACCUCCACUCCUUCGCCCAACACAAGAACAUCGCCUACCGCUUCCUCACCCCCGCCAAAAUCGCGGCAGCGAUCGACAUGUCCAUCACCGCCGAAUCCUGCGUCUUCACGCGUCUAUUCCUCAUCUUUCGCGGUCUGACGGAGGACGAGAUGGGGACGUUCGCGGGCGCGGGGGAGAAGGAGGCGAAUGCGAUGAAUUGGAGGGAGGUCGUGGGGUGGACGGAGCUUUCGAAGGAUAAUACGGCGUUUAGAAUCUUGGAGACUUCGGUUUUGGAGGUUACGUGAGUGUGAGUGGGUGAGGGUACUAGGAGGAUGAGGGGUUUGAGGUUUCUUUUUCCUUGUUUUUGUUCUCUUCUGUUCUGUUCUCCUUUCUCGGGUCUGCAGCGCACGCACCUCUUUUGACAUACUACUAUACCAUCUCAUACCUGCCCGCCUCUCGAUCCGUCGUCUGCUCGCUUCUAAGUUCUCUCUCUCUCUCUCCACGCGAUGUCCCCUCUCUAUUCUUCACUAUAUUUGCUGACCGGCUGAAUCUACACACAUGCAUCCGUCCGUCCGUCCGCUCACGAAUCUGCCCUACCUACCCAUCACCCAUGUGCCAGUGUCUGUCCGCCCUUUCUGCAUCAUGAUGUACUUAGUAAACUUCCCCCCAACCCCCCCUCUCUCCUCGUACUUACCUCGUAGCUAUGAAAUGCUUUCGCUUUCGUUGGUCGUCUUCCUGCCAUCCGUCCAUUUCUUCUCAUCCAUUUCAAUCAUCGUGUAGUCGUCGUCGUCCGGUCUAUGUACUGUGUGUAGUUUAAGUAGUCCGUACGCCCCCC
Molecule: messenger RNA, 1920 nt
Organism: Stereum hirsutum FP-91666 SS1
Lineage: Eukaryota; Fungi; Basidiomycota; Agaricomycetes; Russulales; Stereaceae
Exons: 10
Coding region: 26-1390 (454 amino acids)
Source: RefSeq, a predicted model, not a curated record